This is a messenger RNA of Linum trigynum, 978 nucleotides long. NCBI's taxonomy places the organism in Eukaryota, Viridiplantae, Streptophyta, Magnoliopsida, Malpighiales, Linaceae. The record is from the annotation of a GenBank genome assembly.
CCUCUUCUCUUUUACCACAUUACUCAAGAUUGGUGCCUCUCCGCUCAACUACUACUUUAAUACAUCCCUCAAGCUUCAUAUAUAACAAGAUAGAGACAAUCUUCUCCUUCUUCACACCUCUCUCUCCCCCCCUAUAUAGGACCUUUAUCACUUGUAAAUCCCAUCACCAUGACCAGACAUAUGGUUAAGUCACUUCUCCGGCCAUGUUCUGCUACUUAAUUAGCCUGCCGCACCAUAUUGCUCAAUUGUUGUCUCAAAGUUAGUUAGUUCGCGUUGAUGAUGAUGUUGAGAUCAGCUCUGUCGAGAUGCCGCCUUCUCGGCCUCGUGCUUCUUCUAGCGGCGGGUGCCAUUUCAUUCUCGACCUCAUUCGGUUUCGUUGGGGUAUGCAAUGCAGAAGCUGCCUUCUUCCAUGGUGGUGGUGGAGGAAAUGAUGGUGUAAAUGUAAACCAGCCGCCUUCUGCUGCUCCUCCAAUCAUCUUCUCCAUUGAAAAUCGCACUACUCCUACAGCCAUCACCACCACCGACUACGACUACGGUGGCGGCGGUGGUGACGGGAACCGCAUAGGGACGGCGUGCUCGAAGGAGGACAUAGUGAUCUACCAAGGCGCGACGGCUCCCUUGCCCAACGGGAUCCCGUCCUUCUCCGUCGAGAUACAAAACGUCGGCGUUUCGGGGUGUGGCAUCGCCGACAUCCACGUCAGCUGCGGGUGGUUCAGCUCCGCCAGGCUCGUCAACCCCACGGUGUUCCGCCGCCUCUACUACGACGACUGCCUCGUCAACAACGGCCAGCCGCUGGGCCCCACCGCCUCCCUCAACUUCGAGUACUCCAACAGCUUUCGCUACCCUCUCUCCGUCUCCUCUGUUUCUUGCUGCUGAAGCAACCCGAAAACAUAUAUAUAUAUUUAUACUUUUUCAUGGGCUUUUGAUGUCAAUAUUGGAGUGGACUACGUGUUUUUGGACUAAAUGUUCUGAAUCCUA